This is a messenger RNA of Sebastes umbrosus (honeycomb rockfish), 2100 nucleotides long. RefSeq names its product urocortin 3, like (gene ucn3l). The transcript has 2 exons. NCBI's taxonomy places the organism in Eukaryota, Metazoa, Chordata, Actinopteri, Perciformes, Sebastidae. Gene Ontology annotation, cellular component: extracellular region. The coding region runs from base 240 to 707 and encodes 155 amino acids. Gene Ontology annotation, molecular function: hormone activity; corticotropin-releasing hormone receptor 2 binding. Gene Ontology annotation, biological process: digestion; adenylate cyclase-activating G protein-coupled receptor signaling pathway; hormone-mediated signaling pathway. The record is from RefSeq and is a predicted model, not a curated record.
GCAGUUUGAUGGCUCCUACUAAAUGCAUGCAGUGGGAAUGGACGAGCAAGACACACACGAGCCGGUCAGACAGUGCGCGCUGCUGACCUCCCGCACACACUUAUCACUUCAUCAGGAUUUCAUUAUCACAUUUUCACUUCAGAGGAUUUCUGCCUGUUUGGGUUUUUCUUUGCAGGGGACACGUGUUGGCUGACCUCUCUUAACUGUUUUCUUUAUUAUAGGACACGAGUGACAACAGCAUGCUGUCGUGCCUGAAGACCCUGCUGCUGCUCUCGGUCCUGUGCACGCCGACCUCCAGCCUGUGCCUCCGCCUCUACAACACCCGCACCGACCUCCUGUGCGACGAUCAGAUGGCAGUCCGGGUCCGGAGCGACGUGGACGGCGGCUGGGGGUCCCUCCUGCAGUCCGCAGAGUAUCUCUCCUCCUCUUCCUCCACCUCCUCCUCGUCUUCUGCCUCCUCCAGCCGGGAAAAAAGGACUUCAAGUCCUGCGAACUACCGCUUCAUGAGCCGGACGAAGCUCAGAGGGCAGAUGCUCCGCAACAGCAGCAGCAGCAGCAAAGGAGACCGGAGGAGCAGGCUGACCCUGUCCCUGGACGUCCCCACCAACAUCAUGAACGUCCUCUUCGAAGUCGCCAAGGCCAAACACCUGCGCGCCAAGGCGGCCGAGAACGCGCGCCUGCUGGCUAAGAUAGGACGCAGAAAGUGAAACAUGUGUGUUGGACAACUUAUAGAUUUAAAAACAGCCAUGACCAGUGUUGGCCUAUCCUCGUUACUUCAAAUGUAAUGACUUCUUAAAGUAAUGCUUUAUUGAUUUGUUUCUCAAAAGGGAAGAUUGUUUUCUUUCCCACUCACAUUACAGGUAAAAAGAAGCAUUUCUUUAUAGAAUUGAGUUGCUCUCAUGUGAAAGGUCCUUGGAAAGUUCUUCUUCUUCUUAUUAUUAUUAUUUUGCUCAUCAAAAACACCUUGGAAACCUCCAUUUUUUUAUGUGACUCAAUGAAACUUUGUGACUAAAGUUUGAUGAUGAUUCUCUAUUUUUUGUUUUUUUGGACAACUCAGCUUUAAACUCAUUAUUAUACAAUAUCUGGCUGAUAUAGAGUACAAUUUACAGAGUUAUUUACUCUUAAAUUAACUUUGCAAGUUGUAUUUAUGUUAAAGUUUUGCCUUUGUGGUGAGAAUAAUCCAUGUGUCUUUUAUGCACUUAUCAGAAAUGUUGUAGCAACUGUCUUAAAUCAAGACAUAAUAAGACCAAGAGCAAUAUGGAUGAUGUAGUUUUACUUGUUUCAAGAUGUGAUUUGGUCAUUUCAGGCAAGUAAACACAAGGAACCUUUGGCAGAUUCCUUUCAAAACUGAAAAGAUUUGCAGACUUUUACAUUUUUAACUUUCAAGAUGAAGAUGGAUUGCAGCAAAGCAAGACUGCUUUCAGUAAAGACGAGCCCUUAGAUUAUCUUUUUCAGUAAAAUUAAUGUUUGAUGUGUUGCCCCAAAGUCAUCAAAUUUUAAAUUUUUCACUAAACAAGAGUUGUGAUUACAUCCUUAGCAAAAGACCAAUGACAUGUUUUGUAACUCUGUUGCAUAAUCAUACCAUUAUUUGACAUUAUGAUGUUUUUAUCUCUUUGCUGCUUCGUUUAUUUAAUUAUUAAGAGGUUUGCUGUUCAGAAGUUCACAUGGGAGCCUGUAAUGAUUCCAGAUUCUUGUGUGAAACACCAACAGUGGAAAAAACACAACACUGACUCUGAAAUACUGUACAAAUCAACUGCAAGACCAUAUACAAAUACAGUAAAAUGCAAGUGCAUGAGAAUGUAUGUGUUCAUCAGAUGUCUGUUAUUUUUAUACUCAAAAUAAAGGAUUAUUUUUCCUCAAAUAAAGCAGAUGUAACUAACUACAUUUGGCAUUUUGAACAAUGUGAUCCAUAAAAUAUUCCUAUAAGCAUUCCUUUACCAUUCAUAAGGCUAAUAUAGAGCCUGACUGAUACAUCAGCAGUUCACCUGUCUGAGACGAGACUCAAAACACACAGCAAUGUCGACAUCUUGUGGGCAUUUGACCUAAAAACACACCAUGUUGUGGGUCAGCUCUGCAGUUGUGCAUCCCACAGGUCACUGC